Xenopus laevis (African clawed frog) is the source of this 3693-nucleotide messenger RNA. RefSeq names its product shugoshin 1 L homeolog (gene sgo1.L). Gene Ontology annotation, biological process: meiotic chromosome segregation. The record is from RefSeq and is a predicted model, not a curated record. NCBI's taxonomy places the organism in Eukaryota, Metazoa, Chordata, Amphibia, Anura, Pipidae. The transcript is spliced from 10 exons. Bases 181 to 2172 code for a protein of 663 amino acids. Gene Ontology annotation, cellular component: nuclear speck; chromosome, centromeric region; nucleus.
CGGGACUGUGGGUUGUGUUAGAGAAAGCGGGAUUGUUGGCAGAAAGCGGGAUUGUUGGCAGAAAGCGGAAUUGUUGGCAGAAAGCACCUACGUUGAUUCGGGAAAAAAAGGGCGGCAGCUAGUGUGUCUGGAUAUUCGCUUCCUACACAUUUUACCUUUUGCAGCCCUUGCAGGGUAACGAUGGUAAAGGAAAGAUGCCCAAAGCAGGCGUUCCAAGACAGCCUGGAAGACAUAAAAGAGCGCAUGAAAGAGAAACGAAUAAAGAAGCUGGCUAAGGUGGCCACUGUGAAUAAGACAUUGUGCACCAAAGUCCAGAUUCUCAACAGUGGUUCAACAGCGAUCAAGAACUAUAAAGCUAAUAACACAGCUCUUGCUCUGGCUCUAGAAGCAGAGAAAUUAAAGACCAGGCAAGCGCAGGAUCUUAUACUCGGUUUAAAGAGAGAACACCAGAGGUUGAUAUUUGAAAUAUUUAUGUUACGGCGCAGGCUGCAGUCACAGCAAGGAAGAGAUACUGCCGAGUCUAAGCUGGCUUCCUUAAAAGACAUAAUUGCCAAAGUUACGCACAAUUUGUUAGAAACGGCAAGCCUCCUUGAACCUGCACACUUGCUAUGUUCCAGUGCAAAUAACAACACGCCAAAUCCAUCAAAAGUAGAAGAAAAACUCUCUUCUGGGGCAUCUGCCAUUUUGAGAUUGCCAAGCCAUGCUCCUAUUUCAGACACAUUACCCAAAAAUGUGAUACCAAACCGUUUAGAACCUGAGCAAAGGAAUUUCAAAGACAAAGUGGUUUUGGAAGCCAACAGAAACACAGCUGGUGUGAAUCGGCAAUCCAGAGGAAGGAGGUCCCAUUCAAAUCAACCUAGUUUUACAUCCAGGCUGGAGGAAUGUAACAAUGAGGACAAAACCGAAAGUGGAGCUACUAUGAAUAAAAACGUAUCAUUAAGACGACGUGCCUCUAGCUUAAACAUAUGCCUGGAGGAAAGUCUCCCUCUGGAAGAUACUAAUGUCAAUUCAGAGCACACUGUUGUUGAAACAGAGAGACCUUUUCCUACAGAGGAAUUCUCUAAUGAAAGUAGGACAGACCGAGAAAUAGACAAUGUUGAUAAUCCCGCAAGUCCUCUAAAGGUGAAGUGUUUUCCACAUGCAAAUGGAUCUAAAAUGACAGGUUUAGCUUCAGAGGCAAAGCAAACCUCAAACAAAAAUAAAGAGGAGCCUCGAGUUGGGAGGGAGAGAGUUAAAAAAGGCAAGGCCGAAAGAGUGGCUGUUUCUCAAAUGAAAAAGCCAUGGGAAAAUUCAAAACCUAGAGCACGAUCGAAGAGCAGAGAUAGAAGUGCUUCCAAGAAAAGUGUCGCUAAAGAAAAGAUGAAUUCUUCCCUGAAUUCUGGAGAUGCCUUUGACUUUGCCUGUGAAGAAAGUAUACAUGUCACCCCAUUCCGGCAAAAUAAGCAGGAAGAAAGUCAGAAUGAAAGCAGCUUGGAAAUAAGUAGCAGUGAAGGGGAACUGGAUGACAGUUUGUACAAACCUUAUAAGGACAAGUCAAAAAACAAAAAUCUCAAGCCUGAUAUUGCGCCUGUUCCCUUAAGGUCAAGAUCCAAACGAAAUACAGCCAGGAAGAAUUCAAUCGCAGAAAAUGAGCUUAUGUCUGAUGUACAGGCAGAAGCCAAUGAAAAGAAAAUUACAAGAAACGGCUUGAAAAGGAAAUCGGAAAAUUCUUUCACAGAGUCUGCGGAGACAUACAGAGAAAAAUCGUUUAUGCCGACAUGUAUAAAUACAAACAAUGCAAUUGCAGAGAACCCGGAGGUCAAGGUUUUCUCAGAUGAAUGUAACGGUGGCAUAAUCUAUACAGCAGAUGAACCCAGCGGUGCCUCCACUCCGCGUAUCAGCCUGUCCGAUGUUACAAAUUUGCCUGGGAAUACAGAUGCUAAAAAGCACAUCAAUCUGCUUUUUAAUGAGGAUGAAAUGAAGAGAUCCAGUACCCCAAGCCGCAAACGUCGAUGCAAAGUCAGCAUUAAUUAUGCAGAGCCAAAACUCAGUGGGAAACUCAGAAGAGGAGAUCCUUUCACCGAUUCCGAAUUUUUGCAAUCUCCUAUUUUUAAGAAUGAAUCGAAACGCAACUCCUUGAACAGACAGUCUCUUUCUAGAUACAAUGAAGUAUUUGUUGGCUGCCGCAGAUGAGUAAAAGUCUGUUUGUGUGACCCAAACUUGUGGCGUGAUACACUUGUUCAUUGGUGAAAAGACUAUCUUAUUAUCUCAUGGUUGCUAUAGGUUUUUAUUCUGAUCAUGAUAUGGUAUAGAGCUUUGGAAAUCAAGGUAUUGACAAGUAUAUGUACAUAUAAGGGGGCAUUUAUUAAAGAUCCAGGGAGAUCUCAAACAGGUGGAUAGAGUCUUAAUGGACCAGUAACGCAAACAUUUUUAUGUAAAAAAAAUCCCUUCUACCCACCUCCAAUAACACAUCUGGCCUUGACAGGGUUAACAAUCUAAUUUUUUCCACCCAAAUAAUGACACAAAAUCCCUCUUCCAGUUGUACUGCUGUCUCUGAAAAAGGCGAUAGGGCGAUGAGCACUUGAACCAGAUCUUACGUGCGCACCACCGUCUUCUGUUCGCCGGCUAUUUCGCUAUUUCUCUGCAAGCAGUAAGGAAGUGGAUGCAUUCUGCAGUCCUUGGAAGAUUUAUGGCUGGUCUGGCUGCUGCCCUUACUGCUGGUUAGUUUCUCUGGCUUCACUGAGUCUGUACUGUUCUCCCUCCAUGCAUUCCUGACAGUUUGGGUUUGGAGAGUGUGUGGGUUAGUUAUAUUUGCUCAGCAAGGCGGGAGAACUGUACAGGCUCCGUGAAGGCAGAGAAACUAACUUCAGCAGUAAGGGCAGCAGGCAGCCCAGCCAAAAAUCUUCCAAGGACAAACAAAGUCAGCGCAAAUGCACUCACUCCCUUACUGCUCGCAGAGAAAUAGCCGACUAUCAGUAGAUUGUGGUGCGCACGUAAGAGCCGGUUCAAGUGCUCAUCGCCCUAUCGCCUUUUUCAGAGACAGCAGUACAACAGGAAGAGGGAUUUUAGGUGGAAAAGAUUAAAGAUUGUUAUCCCUGUCAAGGCCAGGUGUGUUGUUGGAGGUGGCUAGAAGGGAUUUUUUACAUAAAAAUGUUCUGCGUUAUUGGUCCUUUAAAAGGCCCUUAUGUGUAAAUAGAGCCCAUUUCCUGCUUUUAGAACAACUUCAAAUCCUUGAAAGCCUGCGUGUUUAUUAGAAGCUCUUGGCAAAAAGUUAAAGGGAUCCAAAGGUGCCAAGGAAGAGAAUUUGGUGUUGCUAAGGUAUCUGGGAUUUUAUUAAUGCAUUUUAGUUAUAUCAGUCGAAACGUACUUGGUUAUCUGAGUAGGUUAUUUUUUUUUUUUGUCCUCUCCAUUUUAAUUCAGUGGUUUUGUUUUAUUCUUGUAAAUAUAUUCGCUGUAUCUAGAUUUUUUUUUUAUCUAGAAGUUCCUAUAAAUAAUGAUAGGCCAUUACAGUGUUUUUCGUGCUGAAGACACAUAAAAAAACAUUCUUGUGUAGCUUGUUGCUAAUAUCUUUAACUCUUUAAGUGCUGUCCUGCAGUCGGCACCGUGAUUUGUACAACAUACAAAAGGGCUUGUAAAUAUUUUCUUAAGUUUAAGAUGCAUAUUAUUAAAAUAUCUGAACUUGUAAAUUAUUUCAAUAAACUUUUUUUAUGGUCA